Rhinopithecus roxellana (golden snub-nosed monkey) is the source of this 3312-nucleotide messenger RNA. RefSeq names its product SRY-box transcription factor 21 (gene SOX21). Gene Ontology annotation, biological process: regulation of DNA-templated transcription; cell differentiation; anatomical structure morphogenesis. Bases 1469 to 2299 code for a protein of 276 amino acids. Gene Ontology annotation, molecular function: RNA polymerase II cis-regulatory region sequence-specific DNA binding; DNA-binding transcription factor activity, RNA polymerase II-specific. The record is from RefSeq and is a predicted model, not a curated record. NCBI's taxonomy places the organism in Eukaryota, Metazoa, Chordata, Mammalia, Primates, Cercopithecidae. The transcript is spliced from 2 exons.
ACACACACAGCCGCGGCUGGACAUGCACACCCAGUGCCGGCUCCGGGCGCGUGCACACGCAGGUAGCCACACUCACCUGAGCCGGUGCAGAGGGCGGCCUGGGCUGGGCAGGGCCCCUCUGCGCCGCGGAAGUGGGGAGAGCGGGAGCUGCCCCCAGCGCAGACCUGCGAACUGAGGUGAUGGCGCGUUUUCCUUAACUCUCCUCCAGCACCUCCGCCCCUGCGCCGGCUCGGCUCUGGCCGCAGCGGCGAAGACAGAGGGGCCCCGGACGCCGCGGACUCGCGGGCGCACGCUCCCAGGAGCGCGCCGAGAGGAGCGCCGCGGCGCAGGAAACUUGGGCGAAGUUAGUUGCAAGUGCCAGGCGGCUGCCGAGAAGAGCGAGGCGGGGACGCGGCCGGUGCCAGGCCUGCGGCGCCGCGUGGAGGCUGCGCUGCCCUCCGCGGCCGGCGAGCUCCGGGAGCCCUAAGUCGGCAGGCGCGUCUGAAGGGGCUAGGAGCGAGCGGAGCUGGAAUGGCCCGGGGGACGGUCGGACGCGGCUCCUCGGCGAGCCGGGAGAAUUUCCUCUGAGGCCGGGCGACCCACGCUUGCUCAAGCCUUAUCCACCCUCCUUCCUCGCCCCACCCGUCAGUCCAGCAGCGGGAGAGGAACACUCGAGAGGCAGGUGCUGGGGGGACAGCUCCCCCCCUGCAAAAAAAAAAAAAAACAAACAAAACAAACAAAACAAAACAAAAAAAAACCAGCCAGCCGAUUGGGGGUUUCCCAUCGGCGCACCCUGCCCGGAGCCUAGAAGACAGGCUGGUGCUGCUGUAUUUGUACUUAUAUCCAUUGCUGCGCUCUGCGUUCUCGUGGCACGCCUGGACACUCCUCCGCCUCCCCCUCCUCUUCCUCCUCCAGGGCCACCUCCCCGCCUUCCCCACCCCCAUCUGCUUCUGUCAAAUGAGAAAGUCACCGAGGAGAACCCAAACACUCCAGCCGCUAAGAGCCCCCUUUGGCACUUGGCAGCACGCGGCGGCGGGCUCCUCGGCUCAACUUGGUGGAGUCUCCGCGACGCAACUUUGGGGGACGCUUUGCAUUUAAGAGAGAACGACCGAGGAGGAGGAGCGCUCUGCCCGGCCGCCGCUACCUGCAGGAGCUCACCAGCAAACGCCACUGGAGACGAAGGACCCAAAGAACGUAAAGGGCCAACUGUCGCCGCGGGGAGGGGGCACCGCAGAGAAGUUAGAGUGUCCCAGAGACAACCUGCCCGAGCGCUCGGACGGAGACACCAGGGUGGCCCGGGGCGCGGCGUGGCCCUGGGCUGGUCCUCCAGCCUCCUCCUCCGGGCCGGGAGCGACGCCGGGGCGCGACGUGGGGCGCGGCGAGUCCCGGCCGGCCGAGCGGGUCCCCGCGGGCGGCCAACAUUGAUUUCCUCCCGGCCGAGGGCGAGGGCCCGGGCGGCGGCGGGCUGCAGCCGCGGCAGGGCGAGAGCAUGUCCAAGCCAGUGGACCACGUCAAGCGGCCCAUGAACGCCUUCAUGGUGUGGUCGCGGGCUCAGCGGCGCAAGAUGGCCCAGGAGAACCCCAAGAUGCACAACUCGGAGAUCAGCAAGCGCUUGGGCGCCGAGUGGAAACUGCUCACCGAGUCGGAGAAGCGGCCGUUCAUCGACGAGGCCAAGCGUCUGCGUGCCAUGCACAUGAAGGAGCACCCCGACUACAAGUACCGGCCGCGGCGCAAGCCCAAGACGCUGCUCAAGAAGGACAAGUUCGCCUUCCCGGUGCCCUACGGCCUGGGCGGCGUGGCAGACGCCGAGCACCCUGCGCUCAAGGCGGGCGCCGGGCUGCACGCGGGGGCGGGCGGCGGCCUGGUGCCGGAGUCGCUGCUAGCCAAUCCCGAGAAGGCGGCCGCGGCCGCGGCCGCCGCCGCCGCGCGCGUCUUCUUCCCGCAGUCGGCCGCCGCCGCCGCCGCUGCUGCCGCCGCCGCCGCUGCGGGCAGCCCCUACUCGCUGCUGGACCUGGGCUCCAAGAUGGCAGAGAUCUCGUCGUCCUCGUCCGGCCUCCCGUACGCGUCGUCGCUGGGUUACCCGACAGCGGGCGCGGGCGCCUUCCACGGCGCGGCGGCGGCGGCUGCAGCGGCGGCCGCGGCCGCCGGGGGGCACACGCACUCGCACCCCAGCCCGGGCAACCCAGGCUACAUGAUCCCGUGCAACUGCAGCGCGUGGCCCAGCCCCGGGCUGCAACCGCCGCUCGCCUACAUCCUGCUGCCGGGCAUGGGCAAGCCCCAGCUGGACCCCUACCCCGCGGCCUACGCUGCCGCGCUAUGACCCCGCGGGGCCGCCUCGCGAGGACCGGUGUGCACACAUGUACAUAUGUAUAGAACUCCCAGACCGGAUCCAUUCUUGACCAGUGACCGGCUCGAAUCUGGCCUUUUGUGUGAGAUGAUCACAGUUUCUUUUGUUUAUCACGCCAUAUGCAAAUCAGAGCAAGAGCUCUUUCUCAAGAGCAAGAAACGCAAGCAAGAAAUAUUUGUGAGAUGAAAGUUGUCAAUUGGAUUUUCUUCCUAAACAAACAACCAACUACUAGAAGUCUCCCUGAGUCCACUCGCUUGGAUUUCUGACACAGUUUACAAAAAAGAAAAAAGGCACUGUUCCUAUUUUCCCCUUAUGGCUGAGUUCACCUUAAGAUUGUAAAUGUGUAUAUGUCAGUGAAAACAUUGAGGCUUGGAAAAUGUGUUAUUUUCGUUGCCCUAAGUUUGAGUCGGUUUUAGACUCAAAAACAUUUGGAGCGAAUAUCAAAGUUAACUUUUAAAAAUUGCGAAACUAUUUCAGAAUCGCAAUUUUAUCGAAGAUUAAAUCAGACUUUUUUGUCUGGUAAUUAUAUAUUUAUUAUUUAGCAAAACUGAAGAAAAAGCACAGAAUUGUUUCAACAGAUGUCUCUCAUUUUCAGCUAGCAUUUCUCUCCCAAGUUGAGCUGGUUUAAUGUGUUUUGGAUUUCCCUCCUCAAUUGGCUUAUUUUUUAGAUCACCUGCAAUUCAUUUGCAAAUUACGAUAAAACACUUUUAGAAAAAAGAAACCUUGAAUUAUUAGCUUUUUUGUUUCUUUUUAAAUGUAUAUAUUUUGACUAAUGUUUGUGAAUGAAGUUGGCUAACAUGUAUUUAGUUUCGUUUUGGCUUUAUGUAAUAUAAAGUUUUUAAAAUUUUAAAUAUGGUUUUAACCUUUAAGUGUAAAUGAUUUUCUUGUGUGAUCUUCUAAUUUAAUAUUAGACGUCUAAGGUAUAUCUGUAAAUUAGAAUCCGACUAUCACUCUGUUCAUUUUUUUUGAACAAAGAGUUUAAAUAA